Photinus pyralis (common eastern firefly) is the source of this 568-nucleotide messenger RNA. RefSeq lists its product as uncharacterized. The record is from RefSeq and is a predicted model, not a curated record. NCBI's taxonomy places the organism in Eukaryota, Metazoa, Arthropoda, Insecta, Coleoptera, Lampyridae. The transcript has 2 exons. Bases 14 to 493 code for a protein of 159 amino acids.
CAACAGCUUCCGAAUGUUAGUGUUAAGAACCAAAAUGAAAUCGUUCGUAGCAAUCCUAUUCGUAGCAGUACUCUUCUCUACGGCUCGUGCAGAAGAUCGCAGCCUUCAAGGGAGAGAUGCUAUUUCUGAUGCAACUGCGGCGCUUUUAAACGUGGUAAAAGCCUGCGCGUUGGAUAAAAUACCUCCUUUAAUAGAAAAGGGUGACGGUGUUCUUUUUGGCGUUUUGAGUUUGUUAUUUGGAUGUGGUCUUCCUGGAAUUUUAAAACCCGUAAGUGAUGUGGUGAAGUGCAUAUUGACCAAGCUUGGCGGUGUGUUGUCGGACGUUACUAGUACAUUACUGUUAGCUGUCAUCCCUAUUGUGGCGGUUGAAGACGUUGUAAAUUGUGUUAAGACCUCUUCUACUGGUGUGUGCACAGCUUUCCGGGCUGCACUUGCUUCAGUGCCAGUAGUAGGAGACCUACUAAAAGCCCUACUCGUAUUUUGCCCACAAUAAAUCGCCUAAAACUUGUACUUCAGUGCCCGAACCGCCUUUAUUAUGUCAAAAAAAUACAACUACUAGCAAAUAAAU